Molecule: messenger RNA, 850 nt
Organism: Penaeus monodon (black tiger shrimp)
Lineage: Eukaryota; Metazoa; Arthropoda; Malacostraca; Decapoda; Penaeidae
Exons: 3
Coding region: 40-846 (268 amino acids)
Source: RefSeq, a predicted model, not a curated record
AAAUUUCUAUCCCUCCGUCUGGUGAUUCAGAGCAAGGCAAUGGUGAGGCUUCUGGGAAGAGCUGUGAGGGUGAUGGUGAUGAUCACAAUCAUCACCCUAACGAGUACUGUGACGGCUGACACCAAAACCUAUGUAAUGGUGAGUCAAGAAAUCUUUUACAUUGAUAUGUGUUAUAUGUUUAAAUACCUACCUGUCGCGCCCUCCUUCCCACCUGAUCUCUCCAUCAGUUUCUUGGUUGAAAUGAAGGAGAGACAAUGCAAACAAUCUCAUCCUUGUCUCCAUCAGUGCAACUUGCAACCAACCUGUCGUCUCGUCUGCGUUAAAGAUUCGACGUGCCACAUGUACAGAAGGUGGGUGGGCGAACAGUGGUCCGGGUACAACAACACCGACGCUCUACAUUUCGGAUCCUGCUUCACUUCGUGGACCAACCAGCGCCGAAUCUUUCCCGUGGCCACUAACCAGUCAGGAAACUUCAUGGACUAUUAUUCAAGCGAAGCUGUCAGCGGAUAUCUGACAUCCUCCGUCAGAUUCUGCAGCAUCACGGCGCGCGUGGAUAAUCCAUGGUGGUGGGCGGACCUGGGCGAAUCCAAGACGGUUUCGCAGAUCGUGGUUCACAUCCGACGCGACGGGCACUCGGAUAGUCAGUUCCGAUCCGUGAUCGCUCGUCUGGGGGACUCCCUCGACGCCUUCCAGAAUCCGGUGUUCGACUCGAAAAACGGCGUUCCUAUUAUUGGCUCCAUCGAAAAGUUCAGCCCAGCAAGACCCAAGAAGGGACGUUAUCUUUCCCUCCAGAGUAUCGUGUCCGCUGGAUAUCUGACUCUCUGUAACGUACAAAUAUUAUCUUAGCUAG